AUGAAGGCCCCCGUUCCCGAUCCACUCGCGAACUCGACCCUUCUCAACAACACCGUGACCUUCACAGAAAGGCACGACCUGCCAAAACUCGCGGCAGUCCCCGUUCCCAAAUUCGAUGGGGACCAGGAAAAUUGGGUUCUCUGGAAGGCCACUUUCGAAGCGAUGAUCCAUGACCGUCCGGGGUUAUCGGGAGUCGUUAAGCUGGAUCAGCUUAAAAACGCGGUUUCGGGACUGGACCUGCAGGUUAUCAACGAGUUUUGUCGCAGUCCCUCCGAUCAAAACUAUCUCGCGGCUUGGGAAGCUUUGUGCAAGGCUUACGACCAACGCCGCGUGAUAGUGAAUGAACACUUUGACGCGCUGUUAAAUUUAGCGCCCCACCCGAAGCCUACAGCUGACACCACCGCUGGACUGAUGUACACCGUCCGCCAGCAUAUCAGUAUGCUGAAGGCGAUGGAAAUCACCAUCGGUGUGGAGGUUGUUGUGCGAAUUCUGGAGAGAUGCUUGCCAAAAGAGAUCCUCGAAAAAUGGAUAGAGCAAGUAUCCAGUGGUAGGUAUCCCAAGUUAGAGCAGUUUUAUAACUUCAUUCAAAAUUCCGUUUUCAAACAACGGCAGAUAGACAAAGCUCCCAGUGUGGCGCAUCCCAACAAGCGGCCUGGAGGUAAGAAUUCAGCUCCCCCAGCGAAAAUGUCCAAGCCCACUGCCCGAUCUCUAGUCACUACGUCGACUUCAUCGAGCAAUUCCUGUCCGAAGUGCGGACAAAAUCAUAGGCUCUAUUCAUGCGAAGAAUUCAAAAAAGGUAGCAUGAAAGAGAAAUGGGACUUUGUCUAUGCGAACAAGCUGUGUUGA
Messenger RNA from Belonocnema kinseyi, 846 nucleotides. RefSeq lists its product as uncharacterized. The record is from RefSeq and is a predicted model, not a curated record. Bases 1 to 846 code for a protein of 281 amino acids. The transcript has a single exon. Lineage: Eukaryota; Metazoa; Arthropoda; Insecta; Hymenoptera; Cynipidae.